GGUUUGGUUUAUCAUCAUAACUUAAGUGAAGGAAACGGCAAGAAAAUCUUGGGUCCUUCAUACACAACUCCAAGAGAUUUCUUGAAGACACACAAAUUGUUCUCUCAUUUGCAUAGAUGAGAAACAGACUAAGUGACUAAGUUUACUUCUCUGGAGUUACGGCAAGGGUCAAAUUUAUUUCCAUUUUCUAAGGGUAUAAUAUUACUGAGACACAGCUGGAUCAUGCAGUGCAGACUGAGAAUAGCCCUGAUAAUUGGAGCUUCCAUUUUGCUGACCAGUCAAGCACAAAGGAAUCAGACAGAUUUUGAGAGAACAGCCAACUCUCUUGCUUUUACUGUAUCUACAAUGGAUUUCAACAAAAGUUUUAACCACAACAGCACAAAUUCAGCAGAACCUUUCAGCAAACCCCUAACAGGAAAUACAGGUGAUAAUACUACCCUAAGCCUAAACACACCAACACAAAAAGUGUUAUUGACCACUAAAACAGAAAAUCCCCUAUUGAUUAAUACUAUUGCAAAUAACCAUUGCAACAGCACAAGGACAGGAAAUACGCUGCCGAGCAAACCAUGCAUCUGCAAUGCAGACAAAUACAAGACCGGAAUAAUAAUAUGUAUCAUCAUUAUAGCUGUACUAGUGCUUGUUUGUGCCAUUUUAAUCAUAAGUUCUGUGGUUUUGGCAAAUAAAAUAUCAAGGCUUAAAACUAAACUAACACAAUCAAAGCGCCAGGCAAGAAGCAAUGGGGACUUUCUAAGUGCUUCAAGCAUCUUGUGGCCCUCAGGUAUGGAAACAUGGCAGAAGAAAUCGCAAACAGCAACUUUAAAAAUGGAGGAAAUUUCUUUGAAUGAUACAAACACAAGUCAAGAUGAAAAAAACCAACUGAUGCUGAGUUCAACAGAGAAUGCAAAGAAUACCAAAGAAAGCAGAAGUAUAAACCUUGACAAUGAGCAAAGCCUGCCAUCCAAUUAUGUAGUGGAAAUAUAAUGUACAUGUAUUGGACCUAUUAUGCAGAAUUCUAAGGACCUGGGGUUUUCCGGAUAAGAGAUCUUUCCCUAAUUUGGAUCUCC
Xenopus tropicalis (tropical clawed frog) is the source of this 1064-nucleotide messenger RNA. RefSeq names its product ecotropic viral integration site 2A (gene evi2a). The transcript has 2 exons. Gene Ontology annotation, cellular component: membrane. The record is from RefSeq and is a predicted model, not a curated record. The coding region runs from base 223 to 981 and encodes 252 amino acids. Lineage: Eukaryota; Metazoa; Chordata; Amphibia; Anura; Pipidae.